Molecule: messenger RNA, 438 nt
Organism: Manihot esculenta (cassava)
Lineage: Eukaryota; Viridiplantae; Streptophyta; Magnoliopsida; Malpighiales; Euphorbiaceae
Exons: 1
Coding region: 1-438 (145 amino acids)
Source: RefSeq, a predicted model, not a curated record
AUGCGUCUCCCUCCUCGUCGUGUUUCGACGUCAAGUAAGCGCAAGGAGAGGGAAGGUUUUGAUUCCCUGAAACCGUUUCCACCACCACCGCCACCAACAACACCAACAAAAUUAGCCAAGCCCAGCAUAGCUCAAGUCGGCGCGGGUAAACCAUCUGACCCGGUUCCAUCUAAUAAGCUCUUAGCCGGGUAUUUAGCGCACGAAUACCUCACUAAGGGAACAUUACUUGGUCAACCGUGGGACCCGGCUCGAGCCGAAGAAGUAGCCGUGGAGUCGAAGAAGAUUAAGCCGAGCCAAAUUGGGAAGGAAGAAGAAGCCGAGCCGAAUAAGGAAAAUUACAAAAGGUACGUGGAGGUAUCAAGUUUGUUGAAGGCGGAAGGGGCCCACAUUUCUGGAGUUGUCAACCCAAGCCAGCUCGCUCGCUUCUUGCAGAUGUGA